AUGGAGACUCUUCACUCUUUGCCUCGGAACCAGGACGUUCCGAUGCGACAGCCGUCAGCGGAGGACUUGGAUGCUGCUCAGCAGUUGAUCUCCUCGGCGCAGGCGGGUCGUGAACAUAUGGCAGAUCACUACAGGGAGGAUUCGACGGCUCAGGAGUCUGGCCAGUCUGGACCAGAUCGAUGGGGACACAAUGAUCUUCCAGGCCAAAAAACAUCACCAAGCGGGCAAAAAAGCGUUAUUUUCGUAGGACAUUCAUGCAGCAAUUGCGGUACAAAAAGCACGCCACUUUGGCGUCGUUCCCCGACAGGAGCGAUGAUCUGUAAUGCCUGCGGACUUUAUCUCAAGGCUCGCAACGUCGCCCGCCCCACGAAACGAAAUCGCAUGCAACCAGAAGGCGGCGAAAAGCCGGCUCCUCCCGCUCAUGUCAACCCCGAUGGUUCCGCACACUCUGGAGGUGGAUGCAAGGGCUCGUGUCCUGGUGGUGGGAGUUGUAAUGGUACCGGUGGUGCCGAGGGGUGCGACGGAUGUCCAGCUUACAAUAAUCGCAUCUACAAGUCCGCACCCCGAGGAACCACUGCCAUUCAAUCUUCAUGGGGACGUGCUCCAGCAAAUGAGCCUGGACCCGCGCCGAAAGAGGAGCCACCAGUGAAGGUUCCCGCUUCGAACGAUGGGAAUAAUACUCUCGUUGCUUGCCAAAAUUGUGGGACGACCGUGACUCCUCUUUGGCGACGCGACGAACAGGGUCACCCGAUUUGUAACGCUUGUGGAUUGUACUAUAAGCUCCACGGAUGCUAUCGGCCCACGAAUAUGAAGAAGUCUAUCAUCAAACGUCGCAAACGUGUUGUUCCUGCCCUACGAGACCAGUCUCCCACCGCUGCCACCCAGUCAUCCAAUGGCUCUUCCGCAUCUCCAGAAGCCUCGCCUGCUACCUUGGCUCAUGGCCACGACGAUCAUUAUCGAUAUAUGAGCAACGAGCCCAUGGACCAUUAUCACAUGAUGCCUGGCAAAACUGAAGAUGCACCCCGACCCAUGCCUUUCGCGCCACCACCGGUCGAUUUCACCGGCUACAAUGUCUCAUCUGUGCCUCCUCAUGGCGCUUCCAUCUCGCACGGUUUACCGAUGCUGUUGGGAGUAGAACGUCUGGGUCAUUCUCCCGUGUCCUACGGCCGACGCUCGGCAUCCCCGAACUCCCUCAACCUUCCCAGAAAGCGAACCUUGGCAGAGACAGCCACGGAAGCCCUGCCAGUCCCCAACACUCUGGAGGCAGGGUCAAAUCAGCUGCCUCCGAUCAUGUCCUCGGCUAACCCCACCCCACCCGGCCGGCUUAGCUCCAUCUCAUCCAUCCUGAACCAACCCGAUGUUCGCGGCGAAGCCCGUUCAGAUCCCAACCUGAACAGGCCCCAACCCCUCCACCAAUCUGUGUCUCCCGCACCUCAUACCCCGCAACCGUUGCCUGGCAUUGCAUCUCUUGGUGACUCGGUAGAUCGCCGUGCUAGAUUAGAACGCGAAGCCGAGAAUAUGCGCGAGGCACUCCGAGCCAAGGAGCGCGAGUUGGCCGCGAUGAGGCGGUAA
Penicillium arizonense is the source of this 1572-nucleotide messenger RNA. It is a transcript of the gene sreA, whose product is annotated as siderophore transcription factor SreA. The record is from RefSeq and is a predicted model, not a curated record. The coding region runs from base 1 to 1572 and encodes 523 amino acids. The transcript is spliced from 3 exons. Gene Ontology annotation, molecular function: DNA-binding transcription factor activity, RNA polymerase II-specific; RNA polymerase II cis-regulatory region sequence-specific DNA binding; zinc ion binding. Lineage: Eukaryota; Fungi; Ascomycota; Eurotiomycetes; Eurotiales; Aspergillaceae. Gene Ontology annotation, biological process: positive regulation of transcription by RNA polymerase II; negative regulation of transcription by RNA polymerase II.